This is a messenger RNA of Saprolegnia parasitica CBS 223.65, 480 nucleotides long. RefSeq lists its product as hypothetical. NCBI's taxonomy places the organism in Eukaryota, Oomycota, Saprolegniomycetes, Saprolegniales, Saprolegniaceae. The transcript is spliced from 3 exons. The coding region runs from base 45 to 443 and encodes 132 amino acids. The record is from RefSeq and is a predicted model, not a curated record. Gene Ontology annotation, cellular component: membrane.
ACGGUACCGUGGCGUGUUUUUUUCGCCAGCCCAUCCCACAACCGAUGAAGUCGACGGCGCUGCUGGCCGCGCUCGUCGUCGCCGUCCUCACGCUCUGCGCGUCGGCCGACCCGAAGCUGCGCUCCAAGCUCGGCGACCAGUGCCACGCUGUCGGCGACUGCCUUCCUUGCGCCAAGUCGGAAGCGAACGAAAACUGGUGCCGGGGCACGGGCCACAAGCAAGAGCUUCUCUGCAAGAGCGAGACGGCCAACACAACGGUAUAUGAGCGCUGCAUACCGCCCGCGGCGAACCAAGACUUUUCCGUCGUCCUCACCUUCGAGGCUGCCAUGUGUGGCAUCCUUGCGCUCGCGUCCGUGCUGCUGGCGAAAGAAAAGAAGAAGCACAUGAGCUCGUUCGACUUGCGCAAGGACCCACGCCAGCCCAGCAAGCCGUUCCAGACAUGAUAAUGAUGCACACUGUCAAUGAACCUUAUUUGCAACG